Silurus meridionalis is the source of this 2356-nucleotide messenger RNA. RefSeq names its product keratocan (gene kera). The record is from RefSeq and is a predicted model, not a curated record. Gene Ontology annotation, molecular function: protein binding. Bases 345 to 1376 code for a protein of 343 amino acids. The transcript is spliced from 4 exons. NCBI's taxonomy places the organism in Eukaryota, Metazoa, Chordata, Actinopteri, Siluriformes, Siluridae.
GUCACUUGAUACAAGUAGGUAGGAGGCAAACCCUUUCCAUGCCAUUCUACAAAUUCCAGAACUCGUGAGGACGGCUUGGUGGUUGACUGUUUUGAAUGCUGCUGAAAGAUUAGGGAGUAUAAGGAUUAAUGGUAGUUUGACUGAUCUAGCACUAUUAGGUUUCUCAGUGAUGGCCAUAUGGGAAGUUUUUGUGCACUGUGCUGCUUUGAAGAAAGAUUGGAUAUCAUUUUGCAGGUUAUUCCGGUUGGCACAUGAUCAGUUGCUGCUAGAAGAGAUCAGUGGAAGAAGGUCUUGUCUGAUGAUCUGGAGGUUUGCAGAGGACCGGAUCCAGGUUGAGGUUCAACAUGGAGUCCUUCCUUAUUGCGUUAGCAAUCCUGCUACUCUUUGUCUCAGUGAACUCUGAGGAAAUGUCAUAUGAACAAUUGCUGUCCCAACUGCAUGCAUGCCCCAAAGAGUGCUACUGCCCUCCCAGCUUUCCCACUGCAGUCUAUUGCAACAACAAGGCGCUGAAAAGAAUUCCCAAGAUCCCACCUUUCACUUUAUAUCUGUACCUACAGAAUAACCUCAUUGAUGUCCUUUCUGCAGAUGCCUUCCAAAACGCCACACAGCUAAAGUGGAUCAACCUUAAUCAGAAUAAGAUCUCAAAUGAGGGUGUGGAAGAGAACGCCCUUAAAUCCAUGUCCAAAAUAUUGCACCUCUACAUGGAUGCGAACCAGCUGACCUCCAUUCCUUCCCCACUUCCCCCAAAUCUAGAGCAGCUACACCUCUCCAGAAACCAGAUCUCAAAAAUCCCAGCAGGUGUCUUUUCUGGGAAAAAGAAUCUUCUGUUACUGAACCUGCAGGGGAACAAACUUCAGGAUGAUGCGGUCACUGAGGUCACCAUUAAAGGCCUCAGUACUUUGGUUCAGAUUAACUUGGGAAAGAACCAGCUGAACAGUAUGCCUAAAGGUCUUCCUCCAACCAUUAUGCAACUCUACUUGGAUGGCAACAACAUUCAGAAGAUCCCUGCAGGAUAUUUCAAUGGGCUCCCCAAGAUGACCUUCCUAAGGCUUAAUCACAACAAACUAGUUAAUGGAGGAAUCCCAAAGAAUGUGUUCAACCUUUCUAGCAUCCUGGACCUACAGCUUUCUUACAACCAGCUUACAGAGGUACCACUCAUUUCUUCUGCUCUGGAGCAUCUACACCUGGACCACAAUAAAAUUAAAAGUGUAAACUCCUCUAACAUCUGCCCUGUUUCCAUUGAUCAUUUGGACAAAUAUUCUGAUGAAAUCGUCCCUCGACUCCGCUACCUCCGCCUCGAUGGGAACGUAAUCGAGCCGCCCAUUCCCAGAGAUCUGUUUAACUGCUUCCGUCAUCUCAGUGCUGUAGUCAUAUAGCUAAAGAACUAGGUCCCAACUUUGGCUUAGGUGGAAAGUGAAAAUGAGAAAAAGUGAAAGGAAUCAUCUUGUCGUCUUGAUGCAUUGAUACUUGGCAGAGAGAAUGGGUUUAGAGACUGUUUAUUUUGUUUCAGAAGUGACUUCUUUGUGACUGUUCAAGUCCCAGCUGGGUAAACAUGGUACAAGGGGAAUCGUAUUUGUCAGUAAGGAUGUUGAUCUGAGUGUGAGGGUAAGGCAGUCUCAUCAUGUUUGGGAAAGUAUGUACAAGCUACAAAUCACAUUGAAUCAAAUUUUAUUUGCAGGCCAGGGUGAAUAAAUAUCCAGCUUUUCCUAAAAAUGAGACUGCAUUACACAACAUUUUUGAAUUAAUAUAAUAAUAUAUAAUAUAUAUUCAUUAUAUAUUAAAUUGACAUGCACUAAAUUGCUGUGAGACAUGAGCAGUUUGAGAUCUAAUAUAGUAGUAGUUUAGUGUAUGUCAGCAAUUGAACCUAUAGAGGAAAUGAUUGAUCUCUUUUUAUUCAUUACUCAUUUUUUUGUUAUUUUUUGAGGGAAGAGGCUCAGGGUCUUUGGGAUGAUCUUUAACUGAAACAUGAAUUCUAUAGAAUUUUAAUGCAAAUCCAAAUGAUGUUAAUCACCUACAUAAUGUCUCUUUGGGUUUGGAAAUGCUGCAGACAAAAUGCUAAAUAAAACCUGCUUUUAAUCAAAUGCUGAACUCAUAGCAUUUUAUUGACUUAAUGACCUGGGAAUAGUAGCUUGUUGCCUUUACAAUAAAAUUCAAUUGUUUUAAAACUGCAUGUCUGUAUCCACGUCAAACUGUGACCAUUUAAGUGCACAUAAUAAAAAAUGAACAUGAAAAAAAUAUUACAUUACCUGUCUAUACAUAACUCUAGUAACUGAAUUACAUAAAAACAAAACGAAAAGCGAUCUGAAAUGCUGGUGUCUAAAUGUCUAAAAGUCAAUUCAAUUAAUUUUUAUUUGUA